Molecule: messenger RNA, 1410 nt
Organism: Nerophis lumbriciformis (worm pipefish)
Lineage: Eukaryota; Metazoa; Chordata; Actinopteri; Syngnathiformes; Syngnathidae
Source: RefSeq, a predicted model, not a curated record
AUGCGUCAGGAGGUCGUGAGGAGACUUCGCGUGUCCCUCGUUAUGUUCUCCGUGCUGCUUCUUAGUUUGGCCACGGGAUUCCCAAGCAGACACAGAAAUGCUGCUCACAAGGGUCACGGCCACGUAGUUCACAGCGAUGGGAUCCAGUAUGACCCUGACGCUUUUGAGACGCAGAACCAGGUGCAAAGCUUGCCGGAGCCCCCCAGCCAUCAGAGAAAGUGGACCCAUCCCCAGCACCGCUCUGUUGGAGUACUUCCUCAGCCAGAACCCGAGGAGGAGACCAAGCCCUUCAUCCUUGAUUUGAAGAAUUUCCCAGAACUGGCCAAUGCCGACCUGAACUCGCAGAACCCCAACAUACAGGUCACCAUCGAGGUGGUGGAUGACCCCCAGAUGGAGGUCGAGAUGGACCUGGCCAAGGACAAUGACUGGAUACCAUCCUCGUCUUCCUCUCCCUCUUCCUCAGUAGAUUGGCUAGGAGGCAAGAAGCUUUACUGGCCGCUUUUCUGGAGUUACACAGACUCCGGGGAGGACGGCACCAGCCGCUCAACUUUAGAAGAAACUGCCGAAGAAGAGGAAGAAGAUUAUUCUCUGUACGGCAGCGAGGAGCCCUCACUCAGCGGAAUUGGCGGGGACUGGGGUAGUUACUGGAAUGAAGGCUGGGAUCCAAUACAGACCUACUAUGCAGAGAAGGAAACGGAUGAGUGGACUCCGUGGUCUCCUUGUUCGGUCACAUGCGGACCCGGUGAGAGGAAAAGGACAAAGUCAUGUGGCUACUCUUGUACUCUGACUGAAGCCUCCAAGUGUGACCUGGAGCCCUGUCCUGGUGAAGUUAAUACUGUGGUUGAGCCUUUUCCUUUUGAUAUGGAGAAUGGCACCGAACCAUUUGGAACAGAUGUGGACAGCUGUGAAAAGUGGCUCAACUGCAAGAGCGACUUCCUCCAGCGGUACCUCCGGCAGGUGUUCUUGGAGUUGCCCAGCUGCCCUUGCUCCUUCCCUUCUGAAGUGGCGUACACCGUAGUCAGCGUUUACGACGACUCCCGCGGACGGACGUUCCGAUGGCGUGACGCCAGCGGCCCUAAGGAGCGCCUAGACAUCUACAAACCGUCCGCCCGCAGCUGCAUCCGCUCGGCGCUCUCCGGCGACUCAUCCACUCUGGCGGCGCAGCACUGCUGCUACGACGAGCGCGGGCGACUCAUCACCAGAGGGAAAGGCGCCGGCAUGCCUAACCUGAUCAGCACCGAGUUCUCGCCAGAGCUGCACUUCAAAGUAGACGUGCUGCCCUGGAUCCUGUGUAAGGGAGACUGGAGCCGCUUCCACGCUGUCCGACCGCCCAACAACGGCUUGGAGUGUCCCGAGAACCCCCACGAGGACGUGUUUAUGAACGAACUAGAGGAGGCCAGAGAGUACUGA